Messenger RNA from Schizosaccharomyces osmophilus, 471 nucleotides. RefSeq names its product DASH complex subunit Dam1 (gene dam1). The transcript has a single exon. Gene Ontology annotation, biological process: mitotic sister chromatid biorientation. Gene Ontology annotation, cellular component: mitotic spindle pole body; mitotic spindle polar microtubule; DASH complex. The record is from RefSeq and is a predicted model, not a curated record. Lineage: Eukaryota; Fungi; Ascomycota; Schizosaccharomycetes; Schizosaccharomycetales; Schizosaccharomycetaceae. Bases 1 to 471 code for a protein of 156 amino acids.
AUGGACAACUACGAAAAAGAGACUUUAAAUCCAAAAAAUGAUAAUAAUAUAGAGGAAAACAAGGAUCCAGAUGCGAUUCCACCGAAUCUCCAGACGUUUGCAAAUUCCUUGGCUGCUUUAGAUGAUGGCGUUAAUGAAUUUCGUAAACGUAUGAAUCAACUGUCAGUGACUAAGCAAAAUUUAGACUCUUUUAAUGAAUCUUUUGCUUCUUUCUUAUACGGAUUACAAAUUAAUGCUUUUUGUGUUGACUAUGAAAAUGCACCUCUAGCUGAAAGUGCUUCCUUGCAGAAAAUCAAGGAUCAGUUGAAAAUGGAAGUUCAAUCGAGGCAAUCUCAGCGCAAUUUUGCAUCUUCUUCUAAUAAUGGUAAUAGAUACGCACAAGAAAUGAAUACUUCAGCACUUGAUGAAACGUUUACUACCAACGAUACCUCUUUUAUUGAACGCCCAGAUUCAUUCCCCGUACCUCGUUGA